UAAAUAUUCAUAUAUAUUUAUAAAGUACAACGAGUAUGAGUGUGAGUAUGCGCGCAUUUAUUGCCGCGUGCCAGCAACACGUAUUUAUGUUUAUAUUUAUUUUUUAUUGAAAUGAUAACAAUUUGUUUGAAAAAUCAGAGUACCCAAAUGUCACGACGUGAGCUACGUGAGAUCACUGAUCUAAUUGCUCAAUCGCUAAUUGAAAUAAUGACUAUACAGAAAUGAUGAAAGGCGCCUAGUGAGGGCUAUUAUUUUAAGCGCCUGCAGUUGGCGUCCCACUUGACCAUCCCUGCCGCGCCACUGAUCUUGAGUAUGCCUUGGCGUAAAAUUUAGCUAAAUUACCGGGAAUCGUCUGCGUCGAGCAGCUGUUGCUCUGGGGCAUCAGCAAAAAUAGCACAAAAGCGUGUAUGACGGAGUUAGCGCCGCGUAUUGCAAGUACUUGCGGGCGUCUAUAAUUAAAGCAAUGAACACUUGUUGUAUUUCUUGUUGUUGUUGUUGCACCUUUCCUUCCGUUCGUCGCGCUGUUGUGUGUGCCAUGUAAUUUUGCCAACGUUUGCAUAAAUAUCUCAUUUUACAUAAUUUUUUUGCAUUGCGUCGCCGUUGCCGCUGGCGAGGCCCAAGUCCAACGCGCAGUGACGCGUGGUAAUGCGAGCUAUUCAAUGGAUUGACUCGCAUUUCAAACAUAAGCACCAACGUCUGGCUGACGUACGAGCAACAAUUUAUUACAAUGCGCGCGCACACAGACACAGGCGCGCGCUCGCAUUCGACAUACCUUUACCUUAAGAUACAGUAGAAUGUUUGACGAUCUCUUUCCGUUACUAUCGGCUUGGCCGUCAGCGCGUAUAUUUGUAUCGCAUGUAUGUGUGUAUGUGCGCUUCUAAAUUGCAAGCAAUGUCUGCAGCGCUUGAUUUUUCAAUGUUUGGGCCAAGCGCUCACGCUCAGCGCGCUUGGCAAGCUGAUGCAAUUUCAUUAGUAAUUUCAUGACGAAAGGUAAUCGCUCUCUGUCUGCAUAGUGCAAGCUUGUCGAUUUUUUGCAUAAACACACAUGCACGUGUGUGAAAAAAGUGUAGAAGGCAAUUUAUGCAUACAAACAAACAUACAUACACACACAGCUAUAAUGCUUGGCUGCAGUGCUAGUGUGUAAAGUUUGUGAAUGUCUCAAGUAGCCGGUGGGCUCAACGACAAAAUGCAAUUGCGGGCGGUGUGUGCGGCGGCAAGCGCUCGCCCAAUUGCUACGUAGCUGUAAGCGCAACGCUGUGAGCGCUUGCUUUGAUCACACUAGUGACGCCGCCGCUGCUGCUAGUGCUGUUGCGGCUGCCAUCGCAGUGUUUCGGAGUUUAUUAAUAAAACUAGUGCGCUCGUUAGUCUGUCACUUCAUUCAUCAAAUGUGUCGCAAGGUGGCAAGACGCGUGUCGCGGCGGUGUCUACUUAAAAAGCUAUAAAUCACACAAAUCGAGCGUUUUGUAAAGCGCUGUUAAGCAAACAGCAAUAAAUUGCAAGUGUUUAGAGGAAGUAAAACCCAAAGUAUUUCAAGUACCACAUGCAGAUAAGCAUUUGUAGUUUAUUCAAGAAAUACAACAAGUGCAAACAGGCGCAAUUCCAUGACAAUAAAAUUACAAAAAUAUCUAUAAAGUGAAAAAUCCCAGUGUUCAUAAAAUUUUUCAAAUGAGUUUGCUUUAAAAAGUGCUGAAAAUACAAAAACAAACACAAAAAGCAAAAGCUUAAAUCAAAACAAACAGUGUAAACCACCUCAUGUUUUUAAAACAACAACGGACUAAAGUGGGAAUUUUAAUGUUACCAAAAAGAUAGUAAUCAUUGAACAUAACAAAGCAUAGUUAAUACAAAAAAGAAAAGAAAACAACAAAAAAGCAAUUAGUGUAAGUGCGCGACAAAAGCGAAUACUAACGGUAAAUAAGUAAAUUAAAAAACCUUAAACUCAAAACUAUAAAGUAAAAGCCACUAGCGCACAUCGUCCACCCCAGCGAAGCACCGCCAUGGCCAAAUGUUUCAUACUCUUCAUACUGAUCGCCUUCGUCGUGCUCGAUCACAGCAUCAUCUAUGGCCGUCACCACAGCGAUACAUACGGUGCCAGCGACACCGAUAGCCGACAAACUGUUGCGCAUCACAUGCGUCCAGCGCAGCACCACAACCACCGUGAAUUGAUGCCGGCGCACACGCUGCCACAAAUACACAAGCGUACACCGCAUGUGAAGAACAAUCGGCCGCGUGUGGCUAAGGCGCGACGCAUACGACAGUCGUCGUGGCAAGAGAAUGUGCCGCCAGACAGUAGUAUAAGUAGCGCGGAGGAGCGCGCCGAACGCGAGGAGGCCGAAGCGGCGCUGCGCCGCUACGUGCACAUACAACGGCACAUGGCGCAUCAGCAAGAGCAUCUGCGUCAUCAUCACGAGGAAUACGAACACAACGCCAAGCAGUCGACGACACUGUCGCAAGAGUGGCAGUCCGAAGAGGAGCAAGAGCGCGAAGUGUCGCUGCCUUUAUUCAACAUGCGUAUGCCACGCAUUUGGCAACACUUGGGCGGCACCGCCGAUGUAAUGCUCAGCGAUGCGCCGAAUGAUGACAGCGUGGAGCCGCAGCGUUUAGAUGUGGCGCUGCCGCUCACAGAGAUGACUAGCGAUUCCGAUGAAAUUGAUGAUUUGUUGGCGCCCACUUUGGAAACAGCGCAUAGCAAUUCGCUGGAAUCGGAGUCGUCAGAGUCGCAGGAGCAAGAAGAAAGCUCAGAGGCUGUAGAGCAACAAAAAAAGCGCGACAAAUCGGAUUGCCCGAAAUGUGAGAGCAGUCGGCGUGUGGAGCACAUCAGUGAGGAGGAGCUGACGCAGUUGCGCAUCGAGUAUGUGAAACAACAAAUCUUGGAGAAGUUGCGACUGAAAGAGCGACCUAACAUAUCAGCAGUGGGUUUACCCAAACCCAUCUAUGAGGGUACAACCAUCGAUGAGGAAGAGGACGACACUCCCAAAAAUAAAGAUGUCGAUGAUUAUUAUGCGCGUACGAGUAAAAAGUUCAUCUUCCUGCAACGAGAGAAACGCGAAUGCCAACGUUUGGGCACGAACUCAUCCAUGUGCUUCUCGUUCAAAAUCGACGAUGCCGACGCCGAUGGUUUUGAUGUCAAUACCGCGGUUCUCUGGCUCUUCAAAAGUAAAAGCAAACGCUCGCAUAGACGUAAGGGCGCGCGUUCGAGUCCACAAACCAUUGUCGUGUCGGAAGUGCAGCAGAGUACAGACCCGACCUAUUUACCGGUCGUGAAAACCAUCGCAAUACAAUCGGUCGAUGUGCAAGAUGAGUGGAUGAAGAUCGACAUUGAAUGGCCGAUCAAACGUUGGUUCGGUAAUCACGAUCUCAGCCAUCUCAUACACAUCUCAUGCCGCACCUGCGACAUGACCACAAUGGAGGAAAUGAUAUCCGUUGACAAAGAUUAUCGGCCCUUCAUAAUGGUCGAUACGCGUAAUCGUAAACGCGCUUCACGUCAGAAACGUGGCAUCAAUUGCACCGACGGGGUAACGGAGUGCUGUCGUGAGAAGCUGUACAUCUCAUUCGACGAGAUCGGUUGGGGUGAUUGGAUCAUACAGCCGCGCGGCUAUGAUGCCUACUUCUGUCGUGGCUCAUGCGGCAGCGUCGCAAGUGUGGCACAGUCGGCGACGCAUCACAGCGCCUUCUUGCAGAAAAUCGCAUUGUCGCGUCGCAACAAUCGGGACAGCAAGCCACUCGAGCUUGUGCCUUGCUGCACCGCCAAACAGUAUUCCUCGCUGAAGCUCGUCUUUAUGGAUAGCAAUAAUACUGCGACACAGAAAACCUUCCCGAAUAUGGUUGUCGAGUCGUGCGGCUGUCGGUAGUCGUACCAUUGCGUCGCAUGCGCGACACACCCGCUGAAUGCAUCACUGUAUUAUCGCGUUAGUUAUUAAGUUUGUUUUUUGUCUCAAAUGUCUCGCAUUAGUUUUGAAAAUCCAUACAACAUUGCAUGCAUGACCGUUUUGUAAUUUUAAGUCUCAUACAAUUAGCUGUAAGUAAUCAUUUCGUUGUUCUCCAUCAAGCCAAUAGCAUUAACGUUGUUAGACCGAAUCCUAAAUCGCUGCCAUAAAAUAUCUAAUUUAUAUCUAGGCUUAAUUGAUUACAAUUUCUUCUGCUGUUUUUUAUAAGAACUACUCAGUACUUAAGCUCUCGAAGAGAUAUUAGUUACUAUAUCCAUUAAGAAUUUGUAUUAAUUAGGAUUUUACCAAAAAUAAUUUAAGUAGUCACGUUUUGGAAUUGUAAAAAUUUAGUUCAAUUUGUAGCUAAUUAUUAAUGUUUUAGUUAUAUUGUGUUGCUCGAGCGCCAUUAGUAUAUAGCAAAAAUGUAGGAUCAAAACUAGUUUUAAGUAAAUAUAAGCUAAAAAGAAAAAAAGUAAAAGAAAAUAAAAUUAAAAAAUGUUUAAAUAAUAA
Zeugodacus cucurbitae (melon fly) is the source of this 4433-nucleotide messenger RNA. It is a transcript of the gene daw, whose product is annotated as growth/differentiation factor 8. The transcript has 5 exons. NCBI's taxonomy places the organism in Eukaryota, Metazoa, Arthropoda, Insecta, Diptera, Tephritidae. Gene Ontology annotation, cellular component: extracellular region. The record is from RefSeq and is a predicted model, not a curated record. Gene Ontology annotation, molecular function: cytokine activity; growth factor activity. The coding region runs from base 1995 to 3848 and encodes 617 amino acids. Gene Ontology annotation, biological process: SMAD protein signal transduction.